Messenger RNA from Thermothelomyces thermophilus ATCC 42464, 2472 nucleotides. RefSeq lists its product as uncharacterized. The coding region runs from base 257 to 2311 and encodes 684 amino acids. Gene Ontology annotation, cellular component: nucleus. Gene Ontology annotation, molecular function: DNA-binding transcription factor activity, RNA polymerase II-specific; zinc ion binding; RNA polymerase II transcription regulatory region sequence-specific DNA binding. Gene Ontology annotation, biological process: cellular response to starvation; regulation of DNA-templated transcription. Lineage: Eukaryota; Fungi; Ascomycota; Sordariomycetes; Sordariales; Chaetomiaceae. The transcript is spliced from 3 exons. The record is from RefSeq and is a predicted model, not a curated record.
AAAUCCGCGGGGGGGCCCUUCAUCAUCUGCUCGACGUAGCGUACCCGUCCGUCAACAUUCUGGGAUCUCUUGCUUUCCGUUGUCCUUCUUCAGUCACCUGCCAAGCUGGUGCCACCACAGUGAUAGUACCGCAAGAGCUUUCAACGUUAGUCCUCCGCUAUCCCUCUUCCAACCCAACCCCGAGUGUGCGUUGGCUUGGGUGUUCCUGCGUCACCGUGCUGUUCUUUUUUUGGAGCCACAUAUAAGCCAGGACGCGAUGGCGGAAGACAACGGGAAUACCGUGCGUGAGGCUUCGGGCGCCAUGUCCGAGAGUGAAAACGAGUACGAAGAGACGGAGCAGCUCGUCAAAGACGAGGACGAGAAGAUGUCCGACCAAAGGCUAGCCUCGGAAGGUGCCGAUACCAGCGGUGAGGCCAAGAAGAAGUUUGACCCCAAAGAUCCCCUGCGGCCUCGCAGGAAAAAGGCUAGGCGCGCUUGCUUCGCAUGCCAGAGAGCUCACCUAACUUGCGGGGAUGAAAGGCCGUGCCAGCGCUGUAUCAAGAGAGGGUUGAUGGAUAGUUGCCAGGAUGGCGUCCGGAAAAAGGCCAAGUAUCUCCACGACGCGCCCCCUGAGGCGUUGAGACCGGUGCUGGGCCCAAAUUACAACCCGAACCCAACACCAUCACGGCAGAAUGGCCAUCGGAAUUCGACCGUCUCGAACUCCGAGACGUCAUCCAACCAGGGCACCUUCUUCUCGCAGUCCACCGCCACCCAGUUUCCCAUGUUUUCCGCCUCUCAAACCCCAAUAGGAAGCAUGUCGGAGAGCCUCCCGUUCGCAAGCCAACAGUCUCCCGUAUCCCCGUCCUUCCAGGCAUCAGGAAACCAGCAAAUAAGCGGCAUGACCGUGCCCCAGGUAUCGAGCCCCAUGGCGAACUUCGGCGCAUUGCCCUUUGAUCCGAGCGAUCCGAACAUCUUUAACUUCAAUCUCGAGGGACUUAACUUUGGCAGUCAAUAUGGUGCCAUGGAGUUCGGCAUGCUCGGGCACAUGUCGUCGGGCGCUGCCGAGACGCCUCCGCAAGACAACAACACCAUGCCGCGGUCGGCGAGCGGCAGCCUCAGCUUUGGGCCUGGGGUCUUUGGGAACGGUGUUAAUCAAGUGUACGAGGGCAGUGUCUUGGAAGGGUUCCUCGGCCUCGACGCGAAUCACAACGGCGUCUACUCGCAGGGUAACCUGCAACAUGGCCUGCCCCACGCAUACGCGAUCGCCGCAGGCCCUACGAGCGUUCAGAGCCCAAGCACCGACACCAACAGCCCGCAGCCGACUCCCCUCGGCUUUGAAGGUUCCCCCACGACGACGACCUACUCGUCGGCGCCCGCAAACAAGUCGGCGAACCAGCGGUCCGCCACGAGACAGUCAAACGCCCUGUCGAAACUCGGGCAGCAAUCAAUCCUGGGAAAACGCCAGCGGGACCCCUCGUUCAUCUACGAUUCCGUCAAGGAGCCGUUCGGUUACGUUGCGAGCUUCCACAAGCUCUUCGGCCUCAUUCAGAGCCGGUUUUCGGCGGCACACACGUCGCGCAUUGCCAAAUCGCUGGCCAGCAUCCGGCCGUCUCUGAUGGCAUCCACAAGAAACCUGACGAGGCAGGACCUUGUCUUCAUGGAGAAGUACUUCCAGCGGUCGCUAUUCGAGUACGAGGAGUUCAUGCACCAAUGUUCCAGCCCCACGCUCGCCUGCAGACGGACGGGAGAAGUGGCAGGCGUGAACAAGGAGUUUACCGCGCUCACAGGAUGGACAAAAGAUGUGCUGCUCGGAAAAGAGCCGAACCGAAACGUCAACCUGGGCGGUUCCGCCGCGGCCAGCUCCAAUGCCAAGGGACGAGUCGGUCUCGCCACCCCGCGCCUCAAGAGCCUGAACACGGAAAGCCUCGGCUCGGCAGACGGACCACAACCCGUGUUUCUCGCAGAAUUGAUGGACCAUGACAGCGUCGUCGAGUUCUACGAGGAUUACUCCCAGUUGGCUUUUAACGACAGCCGAGGGCACAAGACGCGCAAGUGCCGGCUCCUCAAGUACCGCCCGCCGGAGAAAGAGGACGGCGCGACCGAGGGCAACGCCGACGAGCCGACGCCGCAGAAAGAUCCUCGGAGUAGUAUCCUGAGCAACCGCGUGGCCAAGAUCGACGGCGAGCACGGAAUAUCGAGGCUCGAGCGCGACGGCAAGCUCGAGUGCAGCUACACAUGGACCAUCAAGCGUGACAUGUUUGACAUGCCUAUGUUGUUUGUCAUUAAUUUCCUGCCGUGCUAUUACCGCAGCAACAAUCAGCUAGCCGUAUGAGGGGAGCAUGUGGACUUUCAACACGGGAUAUAAAAAAAAAGGAGAUGCGACAUGGGACACUGACGGUUAUCAGGCCGGGCGUUUAAGCGGAUGCGUUACUGACUUUCUGUCUACUUUUUUUUUUUCACUCCUUGUUCAUGGAGUUAUAUUUUCUGGGGUCU